Messenger RNA from Dendronephthya gigantea, 1190 nucleotides. RefSeq lists its product as uncharacterized. The coding region runs from base 120 to 1172 and encodes 350 amino acids. NCBI's taxonomy places the organism in Eukaryota, Metazoa, Cnidaria, Anthozoa, Malacalcyonacea, Nephtheidae. Gene Ontology annotation, molecular function: protein binding. The transcript has 4 exons. The record is from RefSeq and is a predicted model, not a curated record.
UUUUAUCCUGUUUUUACCUUCUCAUUGGAACUAGCAGUGUAUCAAAUCUCCAUACAUUUAUAAACGUCAUAAUUAGACCAAACUGUAUUCAUCCUAAAGGUCGAUUUAAAGACGAAAUCAUGAAAUGUCAUAGCUGCCAAGACGAUAAACUUUCAAAAGAAUUUCCAUUUUAUCCCCUGACUGAGGAUUGUGAUCAUCCAUUACUUCACUGCCUCGAUUGUGCCACAGAGUCUGUGAAGAAACGCAACAAAUGCUCCCAGUGUGAGACUCCGGUGAGAGAAGACAAUGAGAUAUAUCAGGAGUAUUUAGAAACACUGGAUUUCCUCUUCCCUCCUGAAGUGGAGAGUGAGGACGAUGGUUACCACCAGGCACAAUGUACAGCUGCUGUGUCUGGAAAUAUUUACGUGACAACCAUCUCUGGUGAGUCAGCAACUCUCUCGUAUACUCCCCACAGAAAGAUCCUGGACAUUAAGAGAGAAGUGGAAAGCCAGCUGAAAACGCCUCCGGAAAAACAACGUUUACUUUACCAAAACAAAGAGUUGAAGGUGAGAAACGAGGAUCGUAAAAUGCUUACGCUGCGAGACCACAAAGUUCCACCAGAAAGCAAAUUGCACCUCAUUAUUGUUCUAUGUGCAGUUCCAGACGAUCUUGAAAAUGCUGUUUUUGAUUUCUUCUGGGGAUUGCCUCACGGACGCAACAAGGAUUACUUAGAUGUCUCCGUUCUGGUUUACAGCGACUGGAGAAAUCUUGGCGUCAUCAAUUACUUUAAUCGUCAUCUCGACUACUGUCCAGGCGUCGAACACUCAGGUCCUGCAAAAAUGUAUUAUUACAAGCGGGAAGGUCGUCAUCAAGUCCAGUUAAACCUCAAGUCUGUUCCACAUAAUGUUAAUAAAUUAGUGUUUACACUAAGUGCUUGGGCUUCGGCCAAUGUUUCAUCAUAUCCCUACUACAGGCUCAAUUUUUAUGAUGUCAACUCUCCUGACCAACAAUUGUGUGACGACGAGGUUGACGUCCAUCUCAAAGAUUAUAAGACCAUUAUCAUGUGUUGUUUGUCGAAAAAUAACGGCAGAUGGGAGGUAAUAGACAUGAAGGUGGGUUGCAGCGGGUUUACAAGAAAUUAUGGUCCCAUAAAGCGGGAAAUAGAAACAUUGAUAAAAGACAAUUUGUUUUAAUUGCUGAAAGAGACAAAU